This is a messenger RNA of Oncorhynchus mykiss (rainbow trout), 1216 nucleotides long. Lineage: Eukaryota; Metazoa; Chordata; Actinopteri; Salmoniformes; Salmonidae. The record is from RefSeq and is a predicted model, not a curated record.
AUGAUACACAUAGAAUUUUCAACUCUGCUGUUGUGUACGGCUCACACCUACCUGUAUGGCUGGAACAAGUUCCUGAGUUCCUCCACCUACAAGUGGUGCACCCUAACAGGCUACAUGCUGUGUCUGGUGCUUCCCUCUGUGGUGCUGCUGCUCAAGCUGCUGCUCAUGGACCGAACCAUCAUACGCCAGGGAUGGGAGGGGGGGGGGGUGUAUAUCUGCGGGGAAAGUGUGGAGGCCAAACAGGCAGUGAUGGCGGUAGCCACCAAGCUGGGUUUCAGUGCCCUGGACCGGGGCUUUCUCUCAGUGGCCCGGGAGCUGGAGGACUUCCCCCUGCAGCUGUUCCCCCAGUGGAGGCUCCCCCUGUACAUCGCCACUGGCCUCAGUGCUGCCUUCUUCUUCUACCUGCUGAUCAGAGACAUCAUCUAUGCAUACGUCACCCAGGGCAAAGACAUCUCCUUCAGAAUCAUGGUCUCACUGGCUAACAAGAUCAGAGAGAACAGGACCACUGAGUUUGAUACAACGACGGCCUGGCGUGGCGACUCCUACUUAUCCCUGGGAAUUCUGGGAUUUAGCCUGUACGUCCUAUUGGGAAUCACAUCUAUUCCCUCCGUCAGUAACGUUCUCAGCUGGAGGGAGUUCAGCUUCAUACAGUCCAAGCUGGGUCACCUGACUCUGCUGUUAUGUACGGCUCACACCUACCUGUAUGGCUGGAACAAGUUUCUGAGUUCCUCCACCUACAAGUGGUACACCCCACCGGGCUACAUGCUGUGUCUGGUGCUUCCCUCUGUGGUGCUGCUGCUCAAGCUGCUGCUCAUCACCCCCUGUGUGGACCGAACCAUCACCCGCAUACGCCAGGGAUGGGAGAGGGGGGCAGAUCAGAGGAACCCUAAAGACAGCCAACCACUGAUACCUUAGACGACACACACACACACACGCACACGCACGCACACGCACAAUAACACCCUCAGUGUGAUGACAGCUUUGUCUUCAAGGCAUGAACUCUUGUUUCUUUGCUAUUAUACCCUCUGAGGUUGUUUACCAUUCCAUCAUCGUUUGCAAUGUUUCUGGGAUUUAAAAAAAACAGCAAUAACAUUCAAUUGAUAUGCAGUCAUAUUUAUUUUUGUAUUACACUGUAAACAUUGUUGCAUUUUAAUGCAUAUAUUUUUAACCAUACGUAAACCAGACACUAGCUUUCACUGGUGAAAGCUCUCUCUCG